GGCGCCCGGCCCCCGAGCCCUCCGCGGCUCCCUCCCGGACGCUCGGGCUCGCGCGGCCCCGGCAUGGCUGGCCGCUGAGCCAUGGCUCAGUACGGCGCCCCCGGGCCGCUCGGCAUGGCUGCGAGAGAGGAGCUGUACAGCAAAGUCACCCCGCGCAGGAGCCGCCAGCAGCGCGCGGGCACCAUCAAGCACGGGUCGGCGCUGGACGUGCUGCUCUCCAUGGGCUUCCCCAGAGCCCGCGCACAAAAGGCCUUGGCAUCCACAGGAGGAAGAAGUGUUCAGGCAGCAUGUGACUGGUUGUUCUCUCACGUCGGCGACCCUUUCCUGGAUGACCCCCUGCCCCGGGAGUACGUCCUCUACCUCCGACCCACUGGCCCCUUAGCACAGAAGCUCUCCGACUUUUGGCAGCAGUCGAAGCAGAUCUGUGGGAAGAACAAGGCACACAACAUCUUCCCCCACAUCACCCUCUGCCAGUUCUUCAUGUGUGAGGACAGCAAGGUGGACGCCCUGGGGGAAGCCCUGCAGACCACCGUCAGUCGCUGGAAAUGCAAGUUCUCAGCCCCGCUGCCCCUGGAGCUCUACACAUCCUCCAACUUCAUUGGCCUCUUCGUGAAGGAAGACAGCGCCGAGGUCCUCAAGAAGUUUGCCGCCGACUUUGCUGCAGAGGCUGCAUCCAAAACAGAAGUCCAUGUGGAACCUCAUAAGAAGCAGCUUCAUGUAACCCUCGCUUACCACUUCCAAGCUAGCCACCUACCCACCCUGGAGAAACUAGCUCAGAACAUUGAUGUCAAACUUGGCUGCGACUGGGUGGCCACCAUAUUCUCACGAGAUAUCCGGUUCGCUAACCAUGAGACAUUACAGGUGAUCUACCCCUACACCCCACAAAAUGAUGAUGAGCUGGAGCUGACCCCGGGGGACUUCAUCUUUAUGUCUCCCAUGGAGCAGACCAGCACCAGCGAGGGCUGGAUCUAUGGCACCUCCUUAACCACAGGCUGCUCCGGGCUCCUGCCCGAGAAUUACAUCACCAAGGCUGACGAGUGCAGCACCUGGAUAUUUCAUGGUUCUUACUCGAUCUUAAACACAGCAUCUAACGCUCUCUCAUUUGGUGAUGGCAUGUUGGAGAGGCGGCAGUAUGAGGACCAGGUUCUGGGGGAGACGGCGCCCCUGACUAUCAUCUGCCAGCCCACGCAGCCUCUGAGGGUCAGUAGCCAGCCCGGCCCUCAAAAGAGAUGCCUCUUUGUGUGUCGGCAUGGUGAGAGGAUGGAUGUUGUGUUCGGGAAGUACUGGCUAUCCCAGUGCUUUGAUGCCAAAGGCCGCUACAUACGCACCAACCUGAACAUGCCUCAUAGCUUACCUCAGCGGAGUGGUGGUUUCCGGGAUUAUGAGAAAGAUGCUCCGAUCACCGUGUUUGGAUGUAUGCAAGCAAGACUGGUGGGGGAAGCCUUAUUGGAGAGCAACACUAUUAUUGACCAUGUCUACUGCUCCCCAUCGCUGCGCUGCGUUCAGACCGCAUACAACAUCUUGAAAGGUUUACAACAAGAAAAUCACUUGAAGAUCCGUGUCGAGCCUGGCUUAUUUGAGUGGACAAAAUGGGUUGCUGGGAACACAUUACCUGCGUGGAUACCUCCAUCAGAGUUAGCUGCCGCCAACCUGAGUGUUGAUACAACCUACAGACCUCACAUUCCAGUCAGCAAAUUAGUGGUUUCAGAAUCCUAUGACACUUACAUUAGUAGAAGUUUCCAAGUAACAAAAGAAAUAAUAAGUGAGUGUAAAAGUAAAGGAAAUAACAUCCUGAUUGUGGCUCAUGCGUCUUCCCUAGAAGCGUGUACCUGCCAACUUCAAGGUCUGUCACCCCAGAACUCCAAGGACUUUGUACAAAUGGUCCGAAAGAUCCCAUAUUUGGGGUUUUGUUCCUGUGAAGAACUAGGAGAAACUGGAAUAUGGCAGCUGACAGACCCACCUAUCCUUCCUCUUACCCAUGGACCAACUGGGGGCUUCAACUGGAGAGAAACCUUGCUACAAGAAUAAACCACACCAGUGAACGGGAAGAAAAGGCUCUAGAAAGCCUUCGGGAGCAGUGUGUUUCUGUGUGUUUAGUAACCGUGGCAAAGUCUACACCACCUUCUAAGUGGACAGCUCAGAAUAAUUUAGCAGAUUUCCUUUCGUGCUUUAAAGCUCUGAUGGUGAGACUGUGUCAAUGAGACAAGGACUUGAUUCAGGGAUAAAAUUCAUUGUCUCUGGAUGCUUACCUAGCUAACAAGGCUUUCGAGAAUUGUCUUCAUAAAUCAAGGCACCUGCUACAGCAGAGGACGUAUUCUUCCUUCAGUGCAUGGCUAAGGAGUCGGAGUGCUCUCAAAGGGAGCACAGCCUGCUCUAAGGAAGAAUGCAAGAGGAGGGAGUGUGUCCAGAAUGCAGCUGGAGAGACACUGAGCUGCCAGUUUGCUGAUGGGAUUUUCUUUUUAUCUCCAUGUUCCAGUUAGGCAAAGCCAAGCUGAGGAAUUCUUUUAAGGUUAUUAGAGAACAUGCCCCUGCCGAGAGUUGUUCUUAGAUUACACAUCAAACUCUACCCUCCAUAUGACCCACACACCAGUGCUGCUGGCUCAAGAUGCCUGCUUGAGGACCCACAGCUACCCCGUUACUGCCACAUUUUCUCUAGAGCAGCUGGCUACAGCUUUUUGCUACGACCCUUCCCCUUUGCUUCUAUCUGUGAAACGGGGAGACGAAGCACUUUUGGAUACUCAGGAGGAAGAUAAAUGUGUGAAGUAUUCAAUUGCAGGAGCAAAGGACUUGCAAAAUAUAAAGUGACCUGGAAUUAUCCGUGUUUUACAGCACUUCCAAAUCACCAUGAUUUGCUUGUCUUUGCCCCUAGAGUCUAGCCUGUGGUAACUGGUUAAGGAUGUUGGGAAUUUGAAAGCAUGUACGUUCGCUCCAUUAUUUGAGUCAGCAAAAAGCUCAUUCCUGUGCAAUAUGGACAUCUUUACAAACCAUACCAAGGGUCAGGUCAUUGUACACUUAGAGUACCUGUCAAUCAGAACAUCCACCAAUGCAUCAGUUAUACCAGGGAUGUAUAAAGAAGUCAGGGAACUAAUUUAAAGGAUGACAGCCACGUUUGCUGUCUGUGCUGUCGUUUUUGUUUGUUUGUUUUUCUAUAACUUAAAAUAUGUAGGUAGGGCUACUUAAGAAAAGGUGGGAGAGCCGUAUCCUGUGGUUUCUCAGCACACCUGCUUCCCAAAUUCAGAGGGAGUUUAUUUAAAAGAAAAAUAAAUGACAAUCAAACUAAAACAUCAGUUAUCAAUGUGUAUUUAAUUGUGUGACUAGCUGACUGUUGGCAGCAGACAAUGGCCUGGUGCGGUAUAGUUCACUAUGUAUGUGCAAAUAAAAUCCCAGACACUUAAACAGUGUAAAACAAAUCAAUAUACGUGGUAGCACUGACUAAGCUUCAAAACCCAAAAACAUAUAAAACCUGGUAUAUCAAAAGAGAUUUAUGCUAUUUGAAACUGGAAUUUGAGGAUCUCUAAAAAGAAGGGGAAGUGAAAGGAUGCUGGUUAUGUAUGUUAACAAGAGGGUUACAGUUGGGGGUUUUUCAGGCCAGUUAGACAAAUAGAUCAUGAAUUUUAGAUUUUAAGACACCAGCACGAUUUAUUCUAGCAUUGCACAAACGUUCAUCCAGCUACUGGGUAUAAAAAUACUCUGUGCUGAUACUAUUGAGUAAUAGAAAUGCUUUAACCUUAAAAUGGGGGAAAUAUUCCCAUUAAAAGAUUCUAAAAGAAAAAUCACAUUAAGGCUGAUGUAAUGUCACUACUAUUCAUUCUUUUAUCUGUAAUGAAAUGAAUCUACUGUUUAAUCAGAUCUGUAAUGUUUAUUAGAUUCUCCACAAGUUUUCAUGGACUUCCAAUGUUCAGAAUAAUGCUUGAACGCCUUACCUCUGAUUUCCUUGAAAACUGUAGCAGUGUGUUCUGGGCAGCAUCUCUACCUGAACAGAACAAAGUUCAGGAUAGGUUAUCCUCUCCUUCCCUGAUGUCGGCCCAUGUCCUUAGCACAAUAGGUCAGAGCCUUAGGCUGUCAUCUAUGCGAGCAGGAGGCAGAGAUCUGAAAUCAUUUUCUGGAUAAUUUAGGUGGAAAACCCUGAAUUAAAGGGUUUAUUCCUCUGCUUUUGCUUAUCAAAUUGGCCUGAAUGAUCUGAAUUCACAUUAAACUCUCUUUUCACGUAUACCUAUUUAAAAAACUAAGACUCCAACUGAGUUCUUUGAAAAUCAUGUUGAAUCUAUGUGUAGUAAAAGGAAUGCACAAGUGUAUUACAUGAUUUCAUUUUCAUCCAAAAAUUCUAGGUUGAUAUCACAACCUGAAGUUCAGCUUGGUUCUUUCUGAUCUGAGGCUGAUGCUUAUUAAGAACAAAUGUUGGGGGCGGGGAAGACAGAAAAGGAAGGAAGGAAGGACAUCAAGAUAAGAAGAACCAAAUGUUUCUUGCAGAGAGGAUUUUUUUUUUUAAUGUAGAAAAUUAUGUGAAACGGAGAUGAAAUUAAGUAAAGGACUUAAUCUGGGAUUGAAACUCUGAAACAGUUUGCUGCUCGUACAAGUGUGCCCCAUCAAUCCAUUAAUGUCCCUGUAUUAUUCAUAGGUAGGACUUUGGUUUUGGUGAUUUUAACAUGCCACAUCUAUUCCUUGUGGACUAGAAUAAUUGGCACAUUUUAAUGCACAAGCUGGGGUCUCGCUUUCCCAGGCCCUCUUCUCCAUCACUGCAUCGGUAGCUAGGAGCUCAUUGCUUUGCCCCAGUGUGGAGUUAGAAUACAGUGUUUUCCAUUACAUUUAGAUUCACAGAAUCUGAAUGGCUGAUUAAAUGGCCAUCUGAUGGCUGAAAGAGGGGGGUAUUUUUCACCCUGUAGUGAAAGGCUUGAAGGAGUUUCUACUUUUUAUUUGAAUUAUACUUUAACCAAAGAAUUAUUUUAAAAUAACCUUAUAUUUAAAAGAUGAUUUUGCAAAAAAUAAAAAAUAAAAAAAAAUACUACUUCCUGGAGUCAUGUCAGUUUGGUAAAUCACUGUGGAUAAUUUUCUUGCAUUUUAGGCUGAUGUCAUUUCCCUGUCAGUGGUAUUUGGAUGCAUAUACACUGUCAUCCAACUGUGCUUAGCAUUACCAUAAAUGUAUCUUUUCCACUCAACUAGCUGUGUUCGUGUUAAAGGAGGUCUUCUAUUUGAAUUACCUAGUGUCAUCGGGAACUAAUUGAAGAUCUACAGGAAGAGAAGUUCCUAUCUCAUGGUCUUGCUAGAAAAGCAGCCCUAGUAACAAAAAGGGAGGCAUUCCUCCGUAACCUAGGCACUCUGCAACUCCAGUGUUUAAAUUUGAAAGCAGUGAUGAAUUGCUCUCUUGAAUCGACACUGAGUAAUGCGUGUGUUCGAAUACAGAUGAACCUCCCCUUAAUUUUCACAGGCAGAGUCACAACUCUACUGUGUCUGUACGAACUCCUCAGAUAAUGAGGCUCGGGGUCAUUUGCAUUUAAAUUGUAGUCCCAGCACAUUUGAGAACUGAGAGGCGCUAGUCAGGUUGGGGUGCCUUGCCAGGAGGGAUGACACUGGCCUUGGAGUGCAGAGAAAAGAGCAUUUUAACAUCUACUUAGGUUAAUAUUCACUUUACAAAGGUAAUGGUGGUGGUGGGGGGGGAUAUUUUGUUCAGUGACGGCAGAUGCUUUUCAUGUUUAAACAUAGGAUUCAAAUUGGAUUUGCUUCUCUUUAACACUUCAGUGUAAUGAAUUUUCCUAGGAAAGUAACCAGCUCUAAUGAAAAUUCAAGGGAAGGGGGAAAAUGCCGCUAAAGACAGAGGAAAUAACUUGAUCUUUAAAUACGUAUAAUAUUAUGUUCAGUGUAUGUAAGUUUAAAAUUAUAGUGAGGAGUAGUCAAACUUAAUAUACAAUCAGCUCUUAGGAGUGUUUUACACAGUACCACUUAGCUGCCAUUACCCACACAAAAAUCAGGAUUUUGCAGAUGUUUAACUAUUCUUGGACUCUGUACAGGAUACAUAUGUAUAACAGGAAAUGUGUGCUGGUUCUUUCUCUGAUUGCCACUCAAGAUGGGAACACCAUCCCAAAGCAUUUUGGUUAUGCAUAGACCAUUCUCAACCUGCUGUUUUGAGAGGUAUUAUUGGUUUCUUUCUCAUUUAUAAGGUUAUUGUAUCUUUUUUGUUUAUUCUAUGUGAUUCAGCUGUAUUUAUUUGAAGAAAAAGGUCUGUAAUUAUAAAAAAGGAAAACCACACCGAAUUGUAUUGCCAAAUUCCUUGUAAACUACCUGUGGCAUUUGCGCUUUCCUGGCUGUGUGCUCUUCCUCUGGAUACAGCUCUAGCACCAUUGUAAUUAGAUCAUUCCAUUCCAUGAGCAUCUCCGUUUAAGUGGUUCACAGAUGAUUUAAUAAAGAGGAACUGUGUCCUCAGUCAAUCCAGAGCAAUCUCCUCUUAA
Molecule: messenger RNA, 6443 nt
Organism: Canis lupus familiaris (dog)
Lineage: Eukaryota; Metazoa; Chordata; Mammalia; Carnivora; Canidae
Gene: UBASH3B
Product: ubiquitin associated and SH3 domain containing B
Exons: 14
Coding region: 82-2028 (648 amino acids)
Biological process (GO): collagen-activated tyrosine kinase receptor signaling pathway; regulation of release of sequestered calcium ion into cytosol; negative regulation of signal transduction
Cellular component (GO): cytoplasm
Molecular function (GO): protein tyrosine phosphatase activity; protein binding
Source: RefSeq, a predicted model, not a curated record